Syzygium oleosum is the source of this 2080-nucleotide messenger RNA. Its product is annotated as BTB/POZ domain-containing protein At3g08570. The transcript is spliced from 4 exons. Lineage: Eukaryota; Viridiplantae; Streptophyta; Magnoliopsida; Myrtales; Myrtaceae. Gene Ontology annotation, molecular function: protein binding. The record is from RefSeq and is a predicted model, not a curated record. The coding region runs from base 148 to 1938 and encodes 596 amino acids.
GAGUCAGAGAGGGAAUGAGAACGUGGAGAAGCGCCUCUUUCUUUGGGACCACGAAGAACAAGAUUAGACUCUGCAUGAAUACGCUCUUUUUGUUUGUAUUUUCUUGCUCUGCUCUUGUUUUGCUUCCUCCUUUGAUUCACGGCGGCGAUGAACAUGGUCUCCUCCGGCCACCACUCCUUCGCCACUCGUAUCUUCUCUGAUGUCGCUGGGGAUAUCACAAUCGUCGUUGAUGGAGAGCCUUUUCUGCUUCACAAGUUUCCCCUGGUUCAACGCAGCGGGAAGAUCCGAAAACUGGUCGCGGAGGCGAAAGAUUCGGAUUUAUCCAAGUUGGAGCUCCUCAACAUUCCAUCCGGACCCCAAACCUUUGAGCUCGCAAUGAAAUUCUGCUACGGAAUGAACUUCCAGAUCACGACGGCCAACGUCGCUCAACUUCGCUGCGUGGCAGAGUUCCUCGAAAUGACCGAGGACUACAGAGAAGAGAACCUGAUUGGGCGGACGGAGUUGUACUUGGACGAUGUGGUUCUUCAAAGUCUCGAACAUUCAGUGGAGGUACUAUCUGCUUGUGAGUCCUUAAUUCCUAUGGCCGAGGAUGUGGGCCUUGUUGAUAGAUGUGUGGAGGCUAUAGCGAUGAAUGCUUCUAAGGAACAGUUGGUUUCUGGCUUGUCAAGGUUAGAGUGUGACGACCGCUCAACCGAACUUAAAAGCGGUUGCCUCGACUGGUGGAUCGAUGAUUUAUCGGUACUACGGACCGACUUUUAUGACAGAGUGAUCCGUGCGAUGGGAAGGGCGGGCGUUCGGCCCCAUAGUAUCAUCAUGUCUCUAAUGCAUUAUGCUCAAUCAUCGCUGAAGGGCAUUGAGAAAUCUCAGCUUUGGAGUUCGGCGAAAACAAAACCGAGUCCUGGGACUCGAGAAAACGAUCAGAGAUUGGUUGUGGAAACUCUUGUAGGCCUUUUCCCGGCAGAGAAAAGCUCUUCAAUCCCGCUUAGUUUCUUGUUUGGGAUGCUGAGGAUAGCGACAAUGGUAGAUGCUGCAAUCGCUUGUAGGUUUGAACUAGAGCGGCGGAUUUCUUUACGGCUUGAAAUGGUAUCCCUUGAUGACCUGUUGAUACCGUCUGUCCAGGUAGGUGAUUCUUUGUUCGACAUCGAUACGGUUCAUCGGAUACUCGUGAAUUUUCUUCAGCGGAUAGAGGAAGAAGAAAAUGAUGCAUGUGGGUAUGAGUCCGACGUCCUCGGUUCCCCGUGCCACAGCUCAUUACUGAAAGUGGGACGACUGAUCGAGUCAUAUAUCGCUGAAAUCGCCCCCGACCCAUAUUUAAGUCUGCAGAAAUUCAGUGCUAUGAUCGAGAUACUGCCUGAUUAUUCUCGCGUUAUUGAUGACGGACUAUAUAGGGCGAUCGACAUAUAUCUGAAGGCACACCCAAUGCUAACUGAACAUGAAAGUAAGAAGCUUUGCAAGUUCAUAGACUGCCAGAAACUCUCGCCAGGAGCCUGCAAUCAUGCUGCGCAGAAUGACCGGCUUCCUCUGCAGAUGAUGGUCCGUGUCCUCUACUUCGAGCAGCUCCGCCUCAAGAAUGCAGUGUCCGGGAGUUCAGGAGAUGCGUUUUUCUCACAGAAGAUAAGCAGCGGCAUCCCGAGCGCACCGAUGUCCCCGCGAGAUAAUUACGCUUCUUUAAGGAGGGAGAAUCGAGAGCUUAAGUCUGAAAUCUCGAGAAUGAGGGUGCGGCUCAGCGAGCUGGAGAAGGAGCAGAUGUUUAUGAAGCAGGGGAUGAUGCACAAAUCUGGAAUCACAAGGACGUUGUUCACGUCGAUCUCGAGAGGCUUCGGGAGGAUUGGUAUUUCCAACGGUGAGGCCGGAGGAAAGAAACAGAAACCGGGUAGAAAAUCCAGAGGGUCGGAAGGGAAAACUGGUAGAAGUAGGAGAUAUUCUGCUUCUAGCUGAUAAAGAUAUGCAUAAACUAGCAAUCUUUCCGGACAACAUGAUAGGGUCAAUUCAAGGGUUCAUCUCUUGCUUUUUGUCUUACAACUACCCAAAUUUUCUGGCAUAACUUUGCAAAUAAACUAUAGCAAAAUGGAAACACGUA